This is a messenger RNA of Paramuricea clavata, 16521 nucleotides long. NCBI's taxonomy places the organism in Eukaryota, Metazoa, Cnidaria, Anthozoa, Malacalcyonacea, Plexauridae. The record is from the annotation of a GenBank genome assembly.
CAGAGUUUAAUUUAUGUGAUAUUGGUGAAGUAUUGAGUCUGUUGUUGUUCAAAUAUUAGUUGACUCAUUUACAUUUUGCAUGAGGCGAGGAUUAACUUGCUUUGUUGAACUGUCUUUGUGGAGAAAAUGAAAGCGUUUUGAACGUGCUGGGGAAAUAUUGGCGGCUUUACAACUUUCCUCGUCAAGGCUUCAAAUGACAGACGUCCAAGCAGAUGAACAAUUUACAAAGGUAACUAUACAAGACUAUAAGUUUACCGGAUAACUUUCCUUAUAGCGCCUCGAAAAAACACCUAUCCGAUACGGAAUGUACAACUUUCAGAAGCUGAGCAAAACAACAUCUCUCCGUUGCAAUAAUUCCUCUGAAAAUAACGUUCCUGCAAGGUACGGAUAGUUGUUUUUCACAUCACUACAGAAACUUAUCUCGUAUAGUGUAAACGCAGUCUAUUGAUCGCUUGAAUUGGAAAUCAUACACAAAUUCGGUCCCGUUUAUUCAAACGAGAAUUCAAUUCAGGAGUUUUGUAUCAUUUUCACAGGCAGACCCGUUCAAAUUUGAAUGCUGUUUCGAAUUGGUCGCCCUUGUGACCGAAGCUAAAAACUAAAGUUUCAAUAUUGUAGAAAUAUAAUAUAUCUAUAUAUAGAACAGAGCUGUCCCGUUUGGCGACAAAGCCAAGUAUAUGACAAGAUUGAUUAAUUCUCGGAGUUUAGCGUUAUCAAUUUUUCAUCUUCACAUUUGGAGAAAUGAACUCCAGAAUUGAAAUCGUCAUGCUGAAAAUUGUCUAGACCGAAAAUUUAACGUUGUUUGGGCAGUCAGUUGCAACGCUAUUGAGUAGAAUUUGCUUGCGGCAGUGAAAACAUAUAUGCCCAAAACUUAAAUGUUCCAGUGAAAUUUUCGUUAUAGACUUAUUUGAGCAUGAAAAUUUAAGAUUUAGGUCCAUUUUUAGCAAAGCGCUGCAGAUAGCAACCUGGGCAACGCGAGAUUUCCUCGAUGGACAAAGAGAACCUUUGAUGUGUUUAUAAAGUUUGUUAGUUGGCAGUUGUGUUUACAUAUAUUCUCCUAUUACAAUAAGGUCUGAACAAGUUGUAAUUUUAUAAAAAAUCGGAAAAGUUCCUUAUGCUUAUAGGCUUAUAGGCCACAUAGAACCAAAUAUAAGUUGCUGUGGUUUCUAUUCCCAAGUCCCAACUACCUGAAGACGACCAGUUUGAGGCUGAACGUGUUUUAAUCUUUUUCAUUUAAGUUAAGUUUGCCGCUGAUCAAAAUGCUGUAUCGCCACAUUAAAAGUGUGCCCUCUUUGGUGUUACCAUAGCAACGGCAUAUGUUAUACAUUACCCAUUGAGUUUGUUCAGCCAAAGUAAUCCCCCUGUAAUCUCUUGACGAUCCUUCUGCAAAUGUUUUCAAUAUGCCGAAUGCUUCAAGAUAUAUGAAAUAAAUUGCUUGAACACAAAACGUUUCUGAAAUAAUACAUUUGUCCGUACGAAAACGUAAAGAUACUGAGGAAAGUUUGAAAGUAUUUGGGAUUGAAUAUAUUAUAUUACUUAAAUGUUGACAUAUUUCGGUUGCCAAAGUAAACGAAUGUGAGUUGCGUGGUUGCAUGGCUAAUAUCAGAGCCUGCGAAAACCGAUACAUGUUUACUUGAUGUAAACUUUCAUAUGAGCUCAGGAAACUCAUUUGCAUGCCCUGUGUUAACGCAUAUAAAAUUCAAGAUGAGAUGAGACAUGAGCCAGCCCAGCUAGGGAAGAUCUCACGGGAAUAGAAAUACCAUCCUUGGUAAAACAUCCUUGGUAAAACAUCCUUGGUAAAACAGCACGAUCUGAUCGCAGUCGCAAGACGAUUGGUCUUAGGACUGCGCCACCGACGCGUUGUGCGAUUUUGCGCGUUUAGAUUAUCGAGACACCUUACCAGAAUGUUUUGUUUCUACAGGAAGGUGACAGCAUACAAGAAAAUAUGAUGUCUGCUGAAGACCUCAGUGAACAGAAAAACAAAAUGGAUCAGAAUCCAAGAAGUACAUUUGAAAACCAUGUUGAUGAUACAAGUUCUUCAAACUCGCAGACAAUUGUAGAAGAUGCUUUGACUUCAAGAGAAUGUGGACGAAAUGAAAACAACUUGGUGGACAUGAUUCAUAUCGAAGAAGAUUUCAAAAAUUCCGGUCUAAACAUGCAACCAGGACACGACAAGGACUUUUUGGUCGAGGGCUCGACUGCUUCUAGCUCGCAGGCAAGCGUAGAAGAUGGUUUUAGUUCAAGAGAAAACAACAAUGCAGACAUAAUUGAUAUCCAUGAAGAUGAUGGUGCUGUGAGGUCAAUACAAUGGGUGCAAAUUGAAAGCAACGUGGCUUUUCUUGGAAAAGAUUCAAAGAAUGAUAUUGUGAGCAUGCGCGACAAUGGAAUGGAAGAAAAUUCUGGAAUGGUAUUUGAAAACCAUGCCGAUGAUACAAGUACUCUGAACUCGCUGACAGAGAUAGCAAAUGGCGUGAGACUCACAAACGUCUGUGAAGAUAUUGAAAACAACAAUGUUGAGAAUAUCAAAGAUGGUUUGAAAAACGUUGGUUUAACUUCAAGAAAUGGCGAGAUUAUUGAAAACAACAGGGCUGACAUUGGAAACGAUGAUGAUUGUGUGAACAUUCAGUUAAAACAUGACAAGGAAAUGGAACAAAAUCCCACAAUAACAUUUGAAACACUUGUGAUUGAACACUCAACUACUUCAAACUCGCAGACAAUCUCGGAAGAUGAUGAUGCGAGGUCAAUAGAAUGGCUGGACAUUGAAAGCAAUUUGACUUAUCUCGGAAAAGAUGUUAAUAACAAUUCUUUGAAAACGCAACGUGACAAUGAAAUGGAAGAAAAUCCAGAAAGGGCAGUUGAGAACCAUGUCGAUGACAGUAGUUUGACCUCGCAGAAAGUCGUAGAAGAUGGUUUGACUUCAAAAGAGUGUAAAGAUGUUGAAAAUAAGUUGCCCGACAUCCAAGACGAUUUGAAAACUGAUGGUUCAAGAGUCCAGAUUGAAAAUAGCUUGGCUGACAUUAAUGUCGGGGAAAGUUUGAAAAAUGAUGCUUUGAGUUCAGAACAAGGCGAGCAUAACAACAAGGUUGAUUUCGGGGGGAAUGCAAAUGAUGAUUUUGUGAAUUCACAACUACAACAUGAACGAGAAAUGGAAGAACUUCGAAAUGCUUUACAAGACGAAUAUCAAAAACAGGUGAAUUUCACAUAUUUUAUGCUACAUUUGCAAUAAAUAUAAACGGAAAACGUGAAGUGGUUGUUAUCCGGUACAAUAAAGUUAGUUUAGUUUAGGUUUCCUCCUGUAGUAACAUUGGAUGAUUAAGAGAUGAUCCUUACUGGACCUCUAGGAAGAACAGUUUAGAACUGAUAGAGUUAUCCAGUGCAAUAAAGUUAGUUUAAUUUAGGUUUCCUCCUGUAGUAAGUCUAGUAACACUGGGCUUUUACUGGAACUUUAGGGGAACAGUUUAGGACUCAAUCAAAAUAGUUAAGCGUUACAAUGAAGUUCCAUCCCACUUCAGUCAGACUUUUCGCUGAAUGUUUGUUGUUCAUUUCAGGUUUUAAAAAUUUCCGACGAACUUCAAGACCACUAUCAGAACGAUAUGGACGAGAAAAUUGCGAAACUUGAAGAAGAUUGGGAACUAGAGUUCACAAAACAGAAGCGGGAAUUUGACGAGCAAGUAUCCGCUGUGCAGCGAGAACAGUGGACGCAGUGUCAGGAAGCCAUUGAAAGAGUGACCUUGGACGCUGAAGAUCAGUUGAAAAACAUGAAAAACUCGUAUCAACGUGAGACCGCUGAACACAAACAACGCAUUAAGGAGCUACUCGAGCGCGAAGCAUUGUGGGAAAUGAACGAGAAAGAGCUGGCCAAUGAGAAAUCUCAAAAAGAGAAUGAGAGUUUCAGUAGAAUAAAGAAAUUAGAAAAGCAGUUGUCUUCCGAGCGAGACGAAGUUGAGUCUCGACUGAGCGGCGCGCAGGAGGAAAUAAAAACAUUGAAAAAACAACAUGAACGUGAGAUGGAAAGUUUAACGAAUGAACUGGAGAAGAAAUACAACGAUAUUGUGGAGGAAAUGAGGAAAGAAUUGAAAUCAAAAUAUCAGGUAAAACACUGAGUUAUAUAAUGCCAUACAGGGUGCAAAAAUUAUAACUUGAGUUGUACUGUGUAAAUCAAGCACGCAACUCGACAGUAAACAGGGUACACAUGUAAAAACGUACAAGUUGUAACAAAUCUGCAGCAGACUUGUAGCAAUGCUGUUCCCACAACUUGUCAACAGGAUGUGUUCGCACUGCUUGUUCCCAGCUUGUCCACAAGUUGUGAGUGACAACCUUGUAGCAACUUAAUAAAAUAACAGCAUUGUUACAACUUGUUUACAAGCCUGUUAAGAUUUUUACGUAUGUAAUGGGCAGGGGUGGAAAAAAUAUUUUACUUUCUGGGACCGCAAGAGAGCAUUGAAAAUUUUCUGCAAAUAAUCAAGUAAAUCGACACUUGGAUUGUAACUGUGGGACACUAACAAGUUUGAAAUUAGGUAUCCUAGAUUGGCUGAAAAUGCACUUGCCAUACAACAUUUGUUACAUCAUUCUAUAGUCUAAUACAUUUAUACACUAUCGCACUAUUAAGAUGGAUGCACUUAUAAUUGCAUUUCUGAGGUCAUGCAUGGUGUGAAUUUUCCUCUGAAUUUCUCCUUUUAUCUAAAUUAUUACAAUUUUUUUCUUGGGGAAAUAUUCUCUGGGAACUCAAAAAAUUUUCUGGAACCAAUGGUCUCAUAGUUCGAUACUUUUUCUACCCCUAGUAAUGGGCGCCUCUUGUCUCUAAUUGUAGGAUGAGAUGGAUCGUAAAGUGAACCAGGUGGAAUGUCACCUGCGUGAACAGUACGAAAAAGACUUGGAGAAAACCAAAGAAGAAGUCCACGAGAGUACAUCCACUUUGAAAACGAAAUACGAAAAACAAGUCGCAGAAAUUCUCGUUCAACUGGAAGAACUACACGAGCGCAAUCAAGAGCACGAGCUGCGAGAGGCAGGACUCAAGGAAAACGUCGAAUCUGAGAAAAGAAAAGUGGCAGAACUUCUGAGAGAAGUUGAGGGGAAAACAAAGAUGAUUCAAGAAUUUGAACAAAAUAAGGAAGAUUUCAAAACGUUGGAGGAAAAAUAUAAGCAGUGUUUAAAUGAGAAAUACAGCUUAGAAGAAAAGGUAGGGGAAUGUUUUAAAUACUUUAAACACUGCACAGUAUCGAUUAAAUUAUCUUAAAUUUAACAAUCGUGUGUAUUCUUUGGGGGAUGAUCAGACAUAGUUUGUGGUUAUUCUUUUACGGAAACUGAUUGCAUGCUUUUGUCCGGACAAAAUGUCCGACAAAUUUGGCAUUUGGUCUGCCACAUUGUAAUUUAGUCCGUUAUUCUAGCCUCUACUUUCAUCGUGUCUUCUUGUGUUAAAUAUAAUGUCUACAUUCACUGAAUUUAUAGCAGUGUAGUUGUUCAUAUGAUGUGCUAUGUUUUAAACAGAUUAAUAUUUAUUGUAUAUCUUAUUGUCAAUUUUCAUUAUUAUUAAUUCUAUUCUAACUUGUAAAUAUGCAAUUCGGUCUUCAGGCGGCCAGUAAGUAGUUGAUUUUAUAAAGUAUUGAUCUAAACUAUCUAUCUUGUUGUCCCAGGUUAAAGCAUCCUCAGAAUCGAUGGCCAAAGAGACGAUAGAUCUCCAAGAAGAAUUGGCAAAAAAAUCUGAGGUUAUUCGCGAGAUGGAGGAAAAUGAGAAAGAUUCGCAAAGCAAGUUUGACGAGCUACAGGAAAGGUUACAAAAAGUUACUGAGGAAAAAGAUUCUUUGGAAAAGAAGCUAAACGAAGAUCUUAAAUCUGAGAAAUUGAAUGUUGAAGCGCUUAGAAAAGAACUUGCGAUGAAAGAACAAGAAAUGAAGAAGUGAGUCAACAACCUUUUCAUGAGAAAUACAUUUAGUUUUCACGAAAGCCGUGAAUUAUGGAGACUAGCUAGUAUAGUUACUGUACAAUCUCGUUCCCUGAGCCUGCGAUCCUCGGGAAGGAGCGUGAGGCUCUGGGAUAAUCCGUUUCAGGGAGGAAUCUGAUUGGCCGUUGAAAUGGAAUGCGUAGUUCAAUUAUAGUUCAAUCUUAGCCAGGAUUCCUGGCUUCCGGCAAUGGAUUAUCCCAGAGCCUCACGUUCCUUCCCGAGGAUCUCAGGCUCGGGGAACGAGAUUGAGUUACUGUACAAAAUGUAUUUCCAAAUUAUGAAAUGAUGGCCCUUUCCCCCUCAGGAAAUGUUGACGGGGCGAUUCUUUCAUUACCAUGAUCAGACAUGAGUCAUGAGGUAGCUGCCAGAGGCGUCCUUAGAAAGCCUUUCACUCAAUCAGGUUGAGCUGCGUCCUUUGUAAUUCAGCUUAGCUCUCAGCUGCAAGUAAGGAUGAUUACACCCCACUCACUUACUUACUCACAAACUUACUUAUUUUUGUUACUUAGAAUUAUUACUAAACAGCUAAAUUGUGCUAUUUCAGAUUAGAAGAGAAAGAUGUAGAAUAUAAAGAGUUAGACAAACUGCGUGAAAUUUCGCAAGAAAAACUCGCUUUGGAAGAAACUUUGGAGCAAACUACAGAAUCACAAAUGAAAGAAAAUUCACAACAAGAGUUGCAGAAGGAACAGAAUGAGACGCAAGAAUUGGGUGAUAAAAUAAACGACGGUAAAAAGAACGAUGGACACGAAGAAUUAGAAAGCAAACUACACGAGAUGACGGUUGAGAAACAGUCCUUGCAACUACAGCUUGUCGAUUCAAGAUCAGAAAUACGUUCACUUCAAGAAAAGUUGAAAGAAGAUGAAAGUCUAGCCAGCGAACUGAAGUCGAACUACGACGCAAAGAUCUUGCAAAUUACACGAAACUUUGAAGAGGAGGUGAACGCGCUUGAAAGCGAGUUAAAACUAAAGAAAAACAGCGAAGAAGAAGCUUUGAGAUUUAGAAAAGAUGUUUCUAGCCUCAAAGAAGAAAAUUCCAAGCUCAAUGAAGAAUUACAAAAACACAAAGCGACCAUUUCAGAAUUAGAGGAAACAAGUCGUAGCCGUGAACUCGAGAUUGCUAAUUUGCUCUUGAAAUCGCCAUCACCACAAAGUUUGGAUGUAGAGGAGUUUGAUUUCAGCGCAGACGCAAGCGAUAGAUCACAACAACUGGAAAAUGAACUGGCAAAAUACAAAAAGAAAGUCCAGGAAUUGGAGGAAGAGGCCGAAGAUAAAUUUGAAACAACGUUGUGUCCAAAUUGCGAAGAUCGCGAGAAAAGCGAAGAGAUCUUACUUAAGACAAAAGCUUUAGUCGAUAAGAUCCAACUCGAUUGCAAAAAGAAAGUUCAAAAUGUCUACAGAGAUCUUGAAAAGACGGAGAAAGCUUUACAAGAACAGAUCAAAGAAGGUGAAAGCUUGAAAGCAAAGUUAGCGAACGCAGAAGAUGAAAUUAGAGAAGAAAGGAAGAGGAGCUUGGAGAUUUCAAAAUUAGCGAAGACGUUUGACGUGAAUGAGAAUGAGACUUCACAGGAUAUACCAGACACGAAAGGUAAUAGUGCUGGGGUGUUUUAGGAACGUUGAGGGGUAUGAUGACAAUGAAAUUUAGUUUGUGUCCUUUGAAAGAAUUUUUGAAGGCCUGUUUAUACUCUCAUUUCUCUAGUGCGAUUUUCUGCUUCUGAUGGAUGUGAAUGAGUAGAUGAGUCAUGAAUGUUCUGAGUAUAUAAACUCUCAUCUGAACAUUCAUAUCUCAUCCACUCAUUCACAUCCAUCACAAGAUGAAAAUCUACUCUAAAGUUGCCAGUGGAAAUGGGCCUUGAAUGUUAAACUCUUUUACCAGUUUUUCAUAUCUUACUAAAAGGGUGUACAAAAUUUUUGCAAGUCUGAAUGUUGCCGAACUUUUGUUGAUGAGAAUUUUGUGCAAACACUACAAACAUAGUUUGGACCAAAAUACAAUAAAUUAUUAUGAUUAUUAAAAUUGAUUAUUAUUAUCUAGGAGAGGAAGUGAAAGAUGACCAAAUGAAGACAUUGAACUCUCCAGAGUUUCAACUAAGACAAGAAGAUGAGAAAACACAGGACAGUUCAUCAGAGUUGCCAAAUAACCAAGAUUUUGAAAGUUUAUUUGAUGAGCAAGAAACGUUUUAUAAAACUGAGAUCUCACGAAAAGAUGACGAGAAUUUGCAAUUGAUGAUUGAAAACGAGAAAAUCCAGCAACAAGUCCAAAACUUGAAAGAAAAACGUGAUGAAGGUAGGUUAAGUGUACAACAUUCAAACUCUUUUUCACGAAAGGCACUGUACUUAAUGCCUACAUUUGUUUGAUUUAAAGUUUUGCCUCAGUCGCAUGUGACAAGAGUUGUUUCAGUUUGACUUUACUAAACACGGCAGGUUUUCUCUGGGUAUUCUGUUAUGACCAUAAGAACUGAUAGAGCUAUAGUUUAGGUUUCCUCCCAUAGUAACACUGGUCAUCACGAGAUGUGGCUCUCACUGGACCUCUAGGGAGAACAGUUCAGGACGUACUGAUAGGGCUAUAUCCAGUAUAAAUAAAGUUAGUUAUAAGGAAUGGCCCUUAGUGUACGUCCAAUAGAAAUAAAAUUAGUUGAGAUUAGGCUAUUCACCCUAACAACGUUUUAAAGAAGUUCUAUUAUAAAACUCACAGCUUGGACUUGCCUGUUCUCUGUUUCUGUAUUUGAAGAAUUCAACAUAAACCCAACUUUUAUUUCCCUUUUUCAGGCGCAGCACAAUACGAGCAAUUGAAAGUGAGAACUUUGGAGCAGAAAACAAAAUAUGAAAAUGAAAUCAAGCUGAUGCAGAAUGAAAUAAAGAUGUUGAUUCAGGAAAACAACGACGUGAAAGACCAGCUGGAAAUAUUGCAAAACAUUCAAAAGGAAUCUGAAAAUCUUCAGACUAAAUUCCAGGAAUCCGAGAAUGUUGUUCAGUCUAAAUUCCUAGAAACUAAGGACGUUCAAGCAAAAUUAGAAGAAACUGAAAAUAUGUUGAAAGAGAAUUCUAGGAAAUAUGAAGAAGAAAUCGUAAUUUUGAAAGAAGUUAUACGAGAGAAAGAAAAUCGCAUUUCAGAUCUUAGAAAUUCUCUAGAGUUAUUGGAAAAAUCGAGAGAGGGUUUGGAGUUUGAUAUAUCAAAUCAAAAGCAAGAAUUCUCGGAACGAGAGAGAAAUCUACUCGAUGAAAUCCGAGAAAUGACAGCUGCUUUUGAGAACGAGAAAAUUUUGGAGGAUAGUUCUCUGGGAAAAGGAGAAAUGAAGAGUGUCGAUAGUCUUGAAAUGUUGAUCCAUGAAUAUAAAGAAGAGGAUUCAAACGAGAAACCGUGGCAAUUUCGAGGGUAUAGAGGAGUAAACAGGGAUAAUGUACCCAAGGAACCGAUUGAUAUCAGAGGGUAUGGAGGAGUAGACAUGGAUAAUCUACCGAAGGAACGGAUUGACAUCAUAGGGCGUGAAGGAGUAGACAGGGAUAGUCUACAUAAAGGGUGGACAGAAGAUGCAAAAGGGAAGUUGAUAGACAUGAGAAGUCAUGCAGGGAUAAACUGGGAUAAAUUACUUGAAGAGCAUACAGACCAUGGUGAUGUCUAUGGAUAUGAAAGACUGGGUCGUGAUAAUGUACCCGCAGCACAGGCAAGGGGUACAUAUGAGAAUCCUGAUGAUAUCAGAGGGUAUGGAGGAGUGGACGUGGAUAGGAAAGCAACUGAAGGCACCAGAAUGGAAGCCACCAGUGAAAGAGGUCAAUACGAAGAAAUCAAUUAUUAUCCAUCAGACGAUUUCAAAUAUAGAGAAGAAGUGCAUUCAGGUAUAAUUCUUUUCAAAACACUUUCUUUUACCGCGUUGUCAGUUGCCAAUCAAAAAUAUUUUUACUCUCUGACCAGAAUUGUUUAUUUCAUGUCGUAUUCCUGUGGCUUUCAACAACUACAAAGUGAAAAGAAAAGUCUAUCUACAAUGUUUUACCCUAACCCUUAGUAAUAUAGUAAAAAUUAACAUAGGCAAAUCACUAAAUGUAGGUCAUUAGGAAAGCCCCUUCAGGUUGCAUUGUUUGUAGAUGAAAAUAAAGUAUCGUUCUGACAACGAGUUAUCAGCGGCUUCUUGUAUGUAUCGUUGUUAAGACUUUAUUUCUCCUUUACGCAGAUAACGACGAAGAUGUUUUAAAAAUUGGAAAAGAAACAAAACGAUCAUUUCAAAAGGAUGGAAAAUACAAGCAUGGAUCAGAGACACCUUGGGGAAUGAGACAUGAAGUAUUGGAGGAUGAAUAUGCAGGAUUUGAUGAUGUCGAAUUUAACAGUCAGUUUCAAGGAGGCUCUCCGGAGAGUUUGUUUUCUGAUGGAAAGUAUAAAGAGAUAGGAGGCGAAGAGAGUUUGGAAUUAUUGAAAUACGAACACGAUAUUGACCUGUUGCUUGAAAGGAACGAAAGCCAACGUUUACGAGCGGAAAUAGAAACUUUGACAAACUGUGUUGAUGUUUUUCAUGACGAAUGUGAAUGUUUGAAGAGAAGUUUGGAUAAAACUCUAGACAUGGUGGAAAGACUACGAGAUGAACGGGACGGCUUGGUGAAGAAGCAUGAUCUAAAUAUGGCUGAGCACUCGGAACUCAUGUUGGAUCUGAUCAAAUAUGAAGAAACUAUCGGGAGAUUGGAGAGAGGGAAUGAGAAGUUGGAAGAUGAUAGGAAAAUACUUGAAGAAUGUCUGAUGAAAAAACAAACCAACAAAUCUCGCACUGAAAAACAAGCCAGAUUGUUGUAUAAUCCGAAAACUAAGCCUAACUACCCAACACAAGAUGACAGACCAGAGGAUGAAUGGAAAUUAAUUCGACAACAUCAUACGGAAAAUCAAGUAUUGUUUUCAAAUAAUCUUAAAGCUGAACAUUCAAUGCAACUAGGCUCAGAAGUUGGUGAGUUUCCGCGAAAGGAUACUCAAUUUCGUAGAAAGGGUAAUAAUGAGACUAACUUUCUAAGAAAGGAUGAUGAUUAUCUGAGAAGUGAACCUGGAUUUCUAAGAAUGGAGGAUGGAUAUCGAAGAACAGAAAGCCUGAUGCUUGAGGAUUUAGUGAAAGAAGCCGAAUUGGAAAGGAGAACUUUUUCAGAUGAAGAUAAUGAAGAGAUCACGAGAAGAUCGCCAGCUCGUGACGAAUUGCUUCACACAGAAACAUUUAGGGAUGACUUUGCUGCCUCGCUGCCAGACAGAAGUGAAGGCAAGAGAAACCAAAGACAGGAUGGAAACAGAAAAUUCACAACCGAAGAGAUCGAAAUGAAAUUUUCUAAAGAGAAUGAAAUGCUUCAUAAAGAACGGGCAUUUGGAGAAGACUUUGCUGGAAGGUUGCCGAGUGUCGACAGCACCAGAAAAUUUAUUAGUCAGGAGAACGAAGAUUACCGCUUGAGGAAUAAGUCAAAGCUAGCAACUGCGUCGAACCACAGCAAGCGAAGCUACGAAGAAACUCCAUCACAACGUACAAAGACAGAAGAGAGUCGUUCGUUUUCGACGUACCGGCCACAAGCAUCACCUGAGUUAUCGACACCACAACCAUCUACGAGAGAGAUGAAGUCACUUCGAGGCACAAAACAGCCCGAAAAACCGAAGUUUAAAACGAAUUCCACCUCAGUUCAUGUUGAAGAGAAGAGAAGGUCGAACCUGCUGCAAGAAAAGGCGAGUAGAAGACAAACUUCCAAGAAUGGUUCAAUUACGUUUCCAAGACAUGAUAAACUUCCUUACAAUUCUCGCGAUGCUUUGGAAGUUCUGGGAAAUGAAACACCGUCAAGAAAAUUUCCUAAACGGACAAGCAGCCAAAAAUCUUUGAAAUCCAAUUCUAGAAAUGUCUCGCCAAAAUCGAAAAGAGUUCCUGGAAGCCCUCUAUCAAAUGGUUCAACCCUAAAUUCUCCGAAUUUUUCAAGCAGCAGUAUCCUCACAAGCACCAGAGCUAACUUGACGACGACCGACCGGCUUGUUCCGAAUCUUUCCGGACUCUCGCCGAUUGUAUCACCGCUGGAUCGGCAUUAUCAUGCUGAAAAAUUAAAAUGGCAAAUUUCGGCGGAAGAGCGUAACAAUACCUCGACAGCAAACCGCGACAGUACAACCUUCUUACUUAAUGUACAUCCAAAUUGUUUUCUUGGUGAAGGGUUCCAUUCCAGCCGUUUUAAAAGCCACAACAGGUCUCGCUCGGCCGACGAUCGCUUGCUGACGUCAUCAAGGGAGAUGACUUUGUCACGUGAUCUGUAUCAGGAGAAACCGCUGGUUAUAAAUUUUGAAGAUUUUGUUUUCCGACAUCGAGUUAAGUCCUCGGAAGAUGUGGCCAAUAUACGAGAUCCGUCCUCCGCAGAACUCUGGUUUUCAUGAGAAUUCACAGAAAUACAGCCAAUUCAAAAAAGGUUCCAAACCUUAAACUCUAAACCUGAAGGUUUGCAAAGGACAACUAUUUUUUUAAUUAGCUGUAUAACAUAACACUGCUAGUGCUUUCAUUAUAUGCAGUAGUAUAUUCGUAAGUAUAUGUUCAUUAAAUGUACUAUACUAUUCAAACCUUUAGUCUAGAAAUGUAUUUUAUCCUAUUUGCCAUGGCUAGUUUUGCCACUAAUUAUAUUUGGAAUUAUAUUCCGACUGUCUAUGAAAAUACUAAUAGUUAUACGUCAUACUACCAUAAACUAAUAGGUUAUAAACUACUAACAUGCUUAAAGGUGAUCUACAGUCCGUAUGUAAACAAAAGCCUUUGUUUACAUUUUUGUGUCCAAAAUAUUGAGCUUUAUUCGACAACUAUUUAUAUUUUUAAGCUUCUAGAGUAUAAUAAAUGAUCAAGAAACAACAAUCAGGCUUUUCAAGAACUCAAAACAUAGUUAAACGGUUUGUAUCAUAAAAAGUGGGCUCAUCUGUGCACAUGCGCAGAUCGGACUGUAGAUCACCUUUAAUAUUGAACUGAGAUGAGACUCUAUUUCACAAGUAGAAUCUGACAGAAAUGUUAACUUUAUAUAUAGCUAAACUAUUGUCUAUUGUUAUUAAACGUUUGAUUAUGUUCAGUGUUUUCUGGUUCAGUGUUUAUUCUUUCAAAAAUCCAAAAGAAUCGAGCAAGUCGUUGCACAAUGAAAAUCGAAGAGCGAAGAAAAAUAGAUUUUUCCAUAAGCUAAGGAAUUCUACAGCAUACUGCUGACACGUAGCAACAUUGGUCUCGACCUGUUCCAACACAGCCGUUCUUUGCGAAUUAACGCUGGAAAAAAUCUCGCUGAUCAUUUCUUCGACAACAGGGCGAAUGAUUGGAACCCAAGGUCGUAACACGUUACAUGGAUUCGCUUGAAACAGCGGGAGAAGAUUCGGGAACAUCAUAGAUAUAAUUGGGGUUCCAUGGUGAAGUAUUUGCUCGGCGACAUCUCGUUCUGUCGUGUAUAAAAUGAACUGCAUUCCUCGAGUGAGCGUAUCACACCAGCCUUCAAGAAGAAGCGGCAUCGUCACAGCGUCGGCAAAAUGUGGGGCUGCAUACUGACGAUUUUCAUUGGAACUAUACACCGAAAAAAAGCCACUCGCGCGAAGUUGAAAUCCUCCACGAGAAACAACAUCAGUAAAUACAUCUCGUUCCUCUAUUCGCUCAAAUUUUCCACGAUAGUUAGCCAAUUUACCAAGAGCAUCAUCUAUACAAACCCACAUUUCAUCUUUGCAAUCUUUCAAGUGUAAACACUCCGCUUCAGAGAACUUGAAGAUCGCUCGAAAAGCGUCGAUAAACAUUCGAGCUUUCUCUGCUUUAAUCUUUCCUACGUGACACUUGUCCCCGCAUAGUUCCAACGCUUUCGUGAUCAAAUGAGAAGAAGCCAGGCGGAAUAUACGAAGGGCAUCAUCGACGCGUUCCGUAUUGCGGUAGAGAAGACCAAGAAACAAAGCAGCUAAGAUAAUACCUUGAGCCAUAAUAGAAGCCCAAAGUUCUUGUCCUGUGGGGCAUCGGAAGCGUAGAAACAGUUCCAAAAGUUUCUCCAUAUGUUUGAUCAAUCCUUCCUGGUUCUCAGCACCUUCCUGGCAUAACAUGUAUGCAUGGUAGAGUAUGCGCAUGUAAUCACCAUUUCCUGUGUAGUGCCUCAUGUUGCGCAUGGCAAGUUCGACAUUGGGGUCUUUGUAUUCCCCCUGCAUCAUGUGACAGCUUCCUGACAUAAACAAAGCUCCGCAUUCAAAGAGACUGACUACACUUUCCUUCGACUUCAUGACUCUCUCGUACAACAUUCGGGCAUAAUUAAAUUCAUGCAAAGCUUCAUUGUAGCUUUCCUGACGAAAUUUCAGAAAUCCUGAAAUUAGCAUAUUGUACGCACGCACAGUUAAUUCCAUUGUAGAAUUGGGAGUGACAGUGUCCGAUUCGCUAGCUUCGCGGGCGGCAUUCAAGAAUGUUUCAAUGUUUGUGACAUUAUCUUGAUUUAAAGACGCCAUGGCAGCGAUCAAAUAUGUUAAGAUUUUCCACUCGCUGUUGUUACCAUCUCCCAUGGAGGUCAAAAUUUUCUCGCAAUAUUGUGCAGUGUAAUCAGGUUGGAUGCAGGACAAAUAUGCCAGGCAUAGUCGCUUUAAAUCUUCAUCUUUAGCACUUUCAUAAGUUUGCUUAAAUUUGUCGAUCAUAACUUCGACGUUUCGGUACGACGUGAAGGAAAGAGCGACAGCGGAAUUGAAGUGGGAAUACUCGUAAAACGUUUCACUUGACACGAACUGAAUGGUAGCGCUCUCGUGUGCUUGAAGCUUGAGCAGAAUUUUCUUCACACUUUUCUGGAAUGGAAAUACUGUAUAGAAGAAUCGAACACACAAGUCUCUAACCAGUUCGAAAUCAAUGUCAGUAGAUUGAUCGAAGAAGGAAAAGAUCUCGUCUUGUCGACCACAUCGUAAGUAAGCCAUUAACCGAACUUCGUUGACAAUACUAACAACGACAAACAAAUUGCGGUGAGUGUCGGCGGAAAUGAUACCAUCUUCAAGCAGGCGAUCUAAGAUGCUCCACGGAGAGUUGUCAAUCACACUAGAAUAUUGAAAUUUACCAAUGUUAGUUAUCAGCAUCCCAACAGCACGGUAUAGUUUCUUCUUGAUUGACGAAAUCAGCCCGAUAUCUCGCGACGUAAACGAGAACUGGAAUUGGUCGAGAGCAUUUUGAAGACAGACGAUGGCAGAUGACUGACGAAGGUUAAAAUUCGAAGCAUCUUGGGAGAUCCCUGUCAUAGAAAGAACAAGGGCAUCGUAGGUGUCGACUAGUUCUGGAUCGUUGCCAUAAAGAAAGGAAACAUUACUCAGAACAGUUGAUAAAUCACAAUUAUUCUCUACUCGAGAACCAUCAAAUUUCAACGCAGAAACAUAAAGUUCGGCCAGUUCUGUUGGUGUUUUUAUAAGAUCUUUAUUUUCUCCUCUUCCUAGUACCAGACGACCCAGAGGGGUUUUGCAAGCCUUGCUCAUUCGACCGUCCACAGAAAAACCACACAUUUCGUCAUCGUAAAAUCCUUUUCCAAGAAAUGGCCAUUCUGUUGCGUCACCUCCACAUUCCUGACUUGAACACGCGUAUCUUUGCAGAGAAUUUGUUAAAUUAUUUGCAUCGUUCAAGGAAGGAAUACACAUCGAAGGCAAAAUUGUUUCCUGUAAAUUCAAUACCUUGUAAUUGAAGUAUUCCAUUAAUUUCAUAAAGUACUCUUUGACAGACGCGUCAUUUUUGCCGUCUUCGAUCAAUAAAGCUGAUUCCAAAUCACUGAACGGUGUUGCUUCUCUUCUCGCAAACGAUCCAAAACCGAUAAAAGCAUAGUUGACGUCCUGAGGAGGCUGUCCGAGUACUUGUAUACAUUCGUCCAACAGUAGGGCCACGGCGUCUUUCAUAAACUCUCGGAUUUCAGUGAAAAUCUCUCGUAUUGCUUUUGCUCGUCUGGCUUCGCUCUCGGCAUCUCUGUCGUGUAGUGGAGAAGUGAACACGCUAUACUUACUCUGAACAGACUUCAGUUUCUCGCUGCAUUGCUCUCGGAAUUCCUCCAGUUUGCUCUUGCGGUUUCUAUCGAUAUCGUGUCGAAAUUCGCUCGCGUUUAUGGCCUGACCACAGUGAGAAAGUAUGUUUUCUUCAAUUCGACGUAACUUUGCUUCUAACUCGUUUUUCUUCGUGGAAUCGUUGCUGCGAAUCAAGCUGGAAUUGUAAAGCGCAGUGGCAAGAACGAACUGGUCCAAGCGAACAAACGGUGUGUCUGAGUUGUCUUCGAGUAAUGCACGAGCGUUGUAAACAUCGCCAAGCUUUUCCAACGCGAUUGCCUCGUCGUGUUUAUUCUCAUCAUCAUGAGCCAUCUUCAAUGCUUUCGCGAUUUCCAGCUCACGAUGCCAGCUUGUUACUGAAUGAAGUUCUGCUUUCUCUAACUGACUUUUGAACAAAGCAUUCGCAGACGUUGACAUGAUUGAACAGCGAGUUUAAUUAAUCAAAGUGAAUGCUCGAAUAAUUGGAACUGCUUUGAGCUGGCUAUAUAUGCUAAACUCUGGCAGCUUUAACAAGAAAACAGGAAAUUGCAAACAAGUAUGUAUUACUAAGAAACGCGGAUUUAAACGUGGACCAAUAUCUAAGCUUAUCUCGCUAAAUAAACUUCCCAGUAUUUUCG